AUGACCGUUUGCAGAAGAUUGCUCCCUUUAGUGCCUUUUCAAGGGCGACUAAAAUUCAAGCAGUAUAUUGCCAACAAAAGGCACAAAUUUGGGAUAAAGCUAUUCAAACUUUGUCUGGAAGGUGGUUAUACCUACGAUUUCAACGUAUAUUGUGGAAAAGAACAUGCUGAAGGUAGCAGCGUACCAACAAAUGUAGUGAUGAAACUUAUGGAUGGACUGCUUGACAAAGGACGAACACUUGCGAUUGAUAACUACUAUACUUCUGUUACACUUGCACAUGCACUCCUGCAUCGAAAAACUCAUAUGAUUGGCACGCUGCGUGCAAACCGCAAAUAUAAUCCCAAAAACGACAUUUCCAAAAAAUUCAAAGUAGGUGAACAUGUAGCUGAACAAAGUAAUUCGGGCAUCGUUGUUCAGAAGUGGAGGGACAAACGAGAUGUUCUGAUGAUUACUACCAAAUUCGACGACGAAAUGGUGACAAUCCAGAAGGCACGCGGUGAUGUUGUAAAGCCAAAUAAUGUCAUUGAAUAUAAUAAAUAUAAAAGCUUCAUUGAGAUAUCAGACCAAAUGAAAAACUAUAAUUCGCCAUUACGUAAAGGAAUAAAAUGGUACAGAAAAUUAUCUAUGGAGCUCUUGACUGGCACAGCACUUAUAAAUGCUCAUGUCGCGUAUCAAAGCAUUGCCAAUGAAAGCAUGACGAUUACCAAACUCAGCGAUGUUGGCCGUGCAAGCAGAAGACGAUGUACAGCGUGUUACGCAAAAAUAGCAGAAGAGGAAGGAAGACAAGUAAAGUAG
This is a messenger RNA of Acanthoscelides obtectus, 795 nucleotides long. NCBI's taxonomy places the organism in Eukaryota, Metazoa, Arthropoda, Insecta, Coleoptera, Chrysomelidae. The record is from the annotation of a GenBank genome assembly.